GGCUCUAGACUUAUUUCGAACAAUAAUGUAAUGUCAAAAAAUUUUGCUUCUGCAUCCCAACAACAAGGCUCUACUAAUUUGACAAAAGUGUUUCUUCUGUGUUGAAAAAUGUGUUUAAUGUUUUGAAAUAUUAUGUCUUUAUCGAAUUAUGUUAGUGGGCUUUCAGUAGAAGCCAAAGAAAAAUACCUUGAUAAAUUGGAUAUUCUUCAGUGUGAUUGCCCUUACAGUUUAUCUAAAGAUUUGUGGAAACAAGGACUUCAGUGUUGCACAAUUAUUCCCAAAAUAGAUCAUGGGGAUAUAUUCGCCUACUUAGUUUUCUCCAGAAGUAUUAUAGAUGUGGAGAAAACAAAGAGAGCCUUCAAAGGUCUCAAAGCUGAGUCAAAACAAGCAGUGAACGAUGGCUGGCUGAAACAAUUUAUGGCAAUGUGUUUGUCAUCUGGAGUGGUUUUAGUUAAAGCUAAGGUAACUCCAUCUCAAGCUAUCAGCAAAACUCCUCACUCACCAUGGGCUGCAUUAGGUGUUGAUGGCUGUGUAAUAUACGCUCAUUGUAUGGUAAUGCUUAAUGAAAUUUGGGAAAAUAAACCAAGAAAUUUAAGAAUGAGGCCAAUGACACUUUAUUUCAAUCAAUCUACAUACAAAACUUAA
This is a messenger RNA of Daphnia pulex (common water flea), 645 nucleotides long. RefSeq lists its product as uncharacterized. Lineage: Eukaryota; Metazoa; Arthropoda; Branchiopoda; Diplostraca; Daphniidae. The record is from RefSeq and is a predicted model, not a curated record. The transcript is spliced from 2 exons. Bases 133 to 645 code for a protein of 170 amino acids.